Messenger RNA from Aegilops tauschii subsp. strangulata, 1003 nucleotides. RefSeq names its product protodermal factor 1. The record is from RefSeq and is a predicted model, not a curated record. Lineage: Eukaryota; Viridiplantae; Streptophyta; Magnoliopsida; Poales; Poaceae.
AUACCUGCAGGUUCAGUGUCCAAAGGCACCCACUCAAGUACCACUGACACUGCCACAGUCCUCUUUGUCUCUACCACUUCGAGGAGUUCUUCGGAAGGAUGGGCUCCAAGAUGCUUCUGGUCACCGCUCUCUUGGUGGGCAUAGCCUCUCAGAGCUAUGCCACCAGGAGCCUUGACGGAAACCACUUGGCUGAUCAGAAGUACGGCGGCGGCGGCUACGGAGGUGGCGGUGGGGGCUCCGGAGGUGGUGGUGGCUACGGAGGAGGUGGCAGCGGCGGCGGGGGUGGCUAUGGAGGAGGCGGCGGCGGUGGCUACGGAGGAGGAGGCGGCGGUUACACACCGAUGCCAACACCGUCGACCCCCAGCCACAGCGGAUCCUGCGACUACUGGAAGGGCCACCCGGAGAAGAUCAUCGACUGCAUCGGCAGCCUGGGCAGCAUCCUGGGCUCCCUCGGAGAGGUGUGCCACUCCUUCUUCGGCAGCAAGAUCCAUACCCUGCAGGACGCGCUGUGCAACACCCGGACCGACUGCUACGGCGACCUGCUGCGCGAGGGCGCCGCCGCCUACAUCAACGCCAUCGCCGCCAAGAAGGAGAAGUUCGCCUACACCGCCUACCAGGUCAAGGAGUGCGUCGCCGUCGGGCUCACCUCCGAGUUCGCCGCCGCCGCGCAGGCCGCCAUGUUGAAGAAGGCCAACUACGCCUGCCACUACUAGGAGGCUAGGCUACCGGCCGGCCGCCCCAGCUGGUGGUCGUCGGUGGCUAAAUAAGUCCAUAUAUGCAUGCACGUGUCGUGCAUGUUUUCAUGCAGUUUCCCGGAUGCGCGCGCGCGUGUCCUCCGCUAUGCCUUUAUGUGUUUGCUUGCCGUUUGAUGAUGCAUGCCAUGCCGUCUCAUAUAUACGUAGUGAUGCUUAAUGCUUUGCUUGCUUUUCUUAUCUUCGUUGGUGAUGUAAGAAUAAUUUGAUUGAGGAGUUAUUAGUGAAAGACAUAGUAUGCAUGAUCGCUA